Molecule: messenger RNA, 1127 nt
Organism: Amphimedon queenslandica
Lineage: Eukaryota; Metazoa; Porifera; Demospongiae; Haplosclerida; Niphatidae
Exons: 6
Coding region: 21-950 (309 amino acids)
Source: RefSeq, a predicted model, not a curated record
UGAAUGUUUUUCAGGAAUCGAUGCAACAAGAUGAUUCACAUUUAUCCCUUGAUUUGAUGACCACACAAGAAAUUAGAGAACCAAAUGUUGAGGAGAGUAUAAAGAGUACAUCAUCAUCAACAGCACCACUUAUUUAUAAUACUGAGUACAGUACCGAUUCUACUGAUACUGACAGUAAAGUAUCUAUUACUUUUGCUGUUAGCAACACUGCUGCUGAUGUUAAUGCCAAUAUUGCUGCUAAUAUUACUGAUACUAGUGCUAUGCCUAUUGUUGAUCAACCUGUUGUGUAUGAUAAAGUUACUGGGGAUAUUAAUAAGAGAGGUGGUAUCACUGUUAAUACAUCUGAUGAAAUGUUAACUAAUUUUGGUUCUGCCAUUCCUCCUCCUUCAUAUGCUGCUACCAUUGCACAAGAAUACAGCACUACUGUGAGCAGUCCUCAAUUUAUAGUACCAGUACAAGUUACUGAUGCUGCUGCUGCUGUGGUUCAUGGACAAUAUGAAAAAAUUCCACCAAAAAACAUUGAAGAUAUUAAUACUUCAGUAGAAGAUGAUACUUGCUCUACUGAUGCUGAAAUUGUGCAGCCAAAUGCAACAUCAGUUCCUUUAGAAAAGGCUGAUGUAGAUGAUCGUACAGGAUCUAUUACUAAUAUUACUAUUACUAAUAUUACUAAUAACAGAUUCUCACCUGUUCACUUUCCAACAGAAAAUUCCUUUGUUAAUGAGUCACUGAGUAUUGAAGAGAAACCAGGAGCACUUGUAACAGGCAUUAUGUUAAAUAUUUCUACUGAAGUGGCUGCUACAAGUUGUGAAGUAAUAACAAGUAAUGAAUACAAUACACCGAAUGUUUUUGAAGAUAAUUCAGAUCAUGAAAAUCAUGGGGUACCAGAAGUAAUGCCAAGCACUUGUAAUAAAGUAAACUUACUAACACAAAUUCUUCGUUAUUUUUUGUAGUGGUGUGAGCAAUCCUUGUUGUGUUGUUGUGUUGUGUGUCCAUAUACCAGUAUAUAUAUAAUGCACCAAAAUCUUUUACUUUAUGUAAUGUAUAUGUAUUCAAUCUUUUUGUUGAUUACUGAAUGCAUAAAAGUUGGUUUUUAUAUAAUUGAUCAUACAACAAGUUUUAUAAUGCUA